GCUUUGCAUUUAAGCAAAUGGGUCAUUAAUUAAUCGCCGCGGGCAACACGACACACGAGCAGGAGUUAAUCAGACAGGAUGGAUGGACUGCUGGGAGAGAGCGUGACACACAAACACACUUACAAAAUUUCACACACACACACACGCAUGAACACAUGGACACUUUCAGCAACUAUUGACAUUUCUGAAAAGUGAGCCUCCAGCAAGAUGAGCAUGAAUAAAAUUACAGAAAAUGGCUGGAGUUGAUGAAAAGCAGCUUGAUCAUUGAUUCAUGUUGUCAAACUGUGCUGAGUGGCAUUUUCUUCAAGGAGGAAACUUAGGUUGAAACCUUGCCUCAGGCCAUCAAAAUUCGGAGUGAGACAAGAGGAUAUUCUUUCCAGUUGUGUGAUGGGAUACAGUGCAAUCGUCGAAACCAAAGACUGCUGACAAAUCAUUUUCAUGAAGUAUAUACAGAUAGGGCUAUUGACAGGAAAACCACACAAGAUUCGCGCGGACUGGAUUUAUACUGAGCAAAUUGGUUUGACAAGUACAGGGCCGGUCCCAGAGAGGUGCAGGCUUAGUGCUGAGACAUCACUCUCGAGACAGAGGAUGAUUGUGAAUGUUAUGUUUGUCAGACCUUUUUUUCUUCAAAGAUGCAUUUCUCUUUUUUUUUUUAUCUUUUUCUGGUUCUCCUCCUUUCUUUCUCUUUUAUGUGUGUGUGUGUGUGUGUGUGUGUGUGUGUGUGUGUGUGUGUGUUUUGGUUCAGUAGAUGUGUUGUGGUAGGACUGAGGUAAUAACAUGCACAAAUGUUGGGAAUGUUUGGAAUCUGAAAGAUCUAAUUUGUCUCACACCACACAGCAGGAAGAGCAAAAACAAAAGAGGCAACAAUUAUUAUCACUAUCAAUUACGACUAAACCUAAGUAGGGAUGCAACUGAUGAUUAUAUUAUUAAGUUCUCUGCUCAAUUUCUUUUCUCAGUGAAUCAUUUCGUCAGAAAAUAGGGAGAAACACAUUUACUAUUUCCCAGAGCUGAUAGGAAAGCAGCAAAUCUUCACAUUUAAAAAGCUGGAACCUGCAAAUACUUAUAAAAAUUAGUUAACAUUCUGUCUAUCAGCAAAUCAAUUAACCAACUAAUUGUUUCUGCUCUAUGAGCUAUUGUUAACCUUCCGUCACCACAGCAACACAUCCUACGAUUCCUACAGAAUAUCAUGCAGUGGUCUCUCUUGACUCCUCAGCUUGUUAUCAUAGUGCUGUCUUAAUGUUUCUCCAGUAGAUGGCAGACCUUUAAUAACUGCAGCCCAUCUGGCAGCUAAGCCAAACCAAAUUCAGCACUUAAAAAGAAUUACACGUUAAAACUGGUUACACGAAAAAGAAAAAAGAAAAGAUGAAAGGCGUAUAGUUUUUUCCACCUAUUGUACAGUCUCUUGAACCAAAGAUAACCAUGUGACAUCACUUCCUUCCCCUGCCUCUUUCCCACUCGGAGGGAAAGAGGCGUUUCAUCCUGGGACAUCCUCUCUUUUCCUCUAACCACACAGGCCAGCCUGCCUGGCCUUUUGCUGCCCGUCAGCAGGAAAAAGCAAGCAGCGGAGGAUGAGCCAGCCACUGUGUCAGAGGACAGGACAGGACGGGGCAGUAACGACAAUGACACAGGAUGAGGGUUGUUUUGUCCAGUGCUAUCAGCACUAUCUGAUCUGCCAGAGGGACACCAGGAGGAAGGAAGGAAGGGCUGACAACACCAGACAGAAGCUGGGAGUCUCACCUGGACAAACCUGAGACACUAACGCUGUGGUGAGAAUGAGACAGAAUGCAUCUCACCACAGUCCUCCGAGUUUCCUGAGGGCUUCUUCACGGUGCAGGAGAGGAAGGAUGGGGGGCUCGUCAUUUAUUUUAUGCUUAUUUUCUACAUGCUUUUGGCUGUCGCCAUAGUCUGCGACGAUUACUUUCUGCCGUCUUUAGAAGUGAUCAGUGAACGUCUGGGACUGUCUCAGGAUGUUGCAGGAGCCACAUUCAUGGCAGCUGGGAGUUCUGCACCAGAACUGGUCACAGCUUUUCUGGGUGUGUUUGUGACAAAGGGAGACAUUGGGGUCAGCACCAUCGUGGGAUCAGCAGUCUACAACCUGCUGGGAAUCUGUGCUGCGUGUGGACUCUUGGCCCCUAUGGCAGGGCGUCUCACCUGUUGGCCACUGUUCAGGGACUGCCUGGCAUAUGGCAUCAGUGUUUCUGCUGUUAUUGCCAUCAUCUCUGAUAACAAGGUUUACUGGUACGACGCCGCCUCGCUGCUGCUGGUCUAUGGCGUCUACAUAGUGGUUCUGUGCUUUGACCUUCGCAUCAGUGAGUUUGUCCUGAGGAAGCUGAGCCCUUGCUGCACCUGUCUGGGUAGAGGGUCUGGGGAGAAGACUGAAACACAGCCGCUGAUGGGCUGGAAUGACGACACCAGUCUGCGAAUCCACAGUCGCUCCAGAACAGACAGCGGCAUCUUCCAGGACGACUCAGGAUACUCUCAUCUGUCUCUCAGCCUGCAUGGCCUCAAUGAGAUUCCUGAAGAGCAUAAAAGUGUGUUUGCUGUGCCAGAGAGCGACCUGAAACGUAUCCUCUGGGUUCUGUCUCUGCCCAUCAUCACUCUACUUUUCCUGACCAUCCCUGACUGCAGGAGAAGGUUCUGGAAGAAAUGGUUCAUGAUAACCUUCCUCAUGUCAGCUGUCUGGAUCUCAGGUUUCACAUAUCUGCUGGUGUGGAUGGUCACUGUCGUCGGUGAGACCCUUGGCAUUCCUGAUACAGUAAUGGGACUCACUCUGCUUGCUGCUGGAACCAGUAUACCUGACACCGUAGCCAGUGUGAUGGUGGCCAGAGAAGGGAAAGCUGACAUGGCCAUGUCCAACAUAGUGGGCUCUAAUGUUUUCGACAUGCUCUGCCUGGGUCUGCCCUGGUUCAUCAAGACUGCCUUUGUGGAUACAGACAACCCUGUAGAGGUCAACAGCACAGGACUGGUCUUCAUUUCCUCCACACUCCUCCUUUCAAUCAUCUUCCUUUUCGUAGCCGUUCAUGUUAACGGAUGGAAACUCAACUGGAAGCUGGGAAUCGUUUCUCUCUUCUGCUACAUUCUCUUUGCCACUCUAUCCAUCCUGUAUGAGCUGGGGAUUAUUGGGAAUAACCCCAUAAGACUGUGCAGUGACUGAAAACUGACCUCGCCAGGACUGAAGCCAUAUUUUCUGAGACUCCAACAAUCCAAAAGCACAACAAAAAUGUUAAGCCUAUAAAUCUUCAAAUGCCAAGGCAAGGAGGCCCUGUCCCACUCACGUGCUUUCAAAGAUACUGUACCAUGGGAGAUGUGGGCUGGCCACGUCUCUGGAAGAGGAUGAUCUCUUUUAGCAAUACAUUUCACCAAAGGUGGAAUUGUACAAAGGAUCACUUUCUUGUGCCUGCUAAGAUCCAGGCCAGACUGUUAUCAUACAAUGAAGACCUGUUAUCAAGAUCUGAGAUGUCUUCCGUGUUACUCAAGGCCCAUAAAUGGAAAAUGUGCCGUCACAGAAGUGACUGCCGAGUUCAAAUGAAUUCAAAACUAUCAAGUCAGUGUCAACAAAUAAAAAGGUGUCAACUAAACACAUUUGACCUUGUCCUUCUUUUUCAGUAUGUGGGCGGAAUUAACAAAAAAAGAGGCAUCAUCUAAACCUUCCUGAUAAGCUUUUACGAGGACAUUCUUAUUGCCCACAAUGAAGAAUGGAGGAAUGAGCCAUAAAUAGUGAAAAACAAACAAAGAAAAAAAACUUUCCACUCAUCUUGUUACCUAAAAUGAUCAACUGAUCAAACCCAAGCUUUGAUCAGUUGUUCAUAAUUAAUCCUGCAAAGGUUAAAUGCACUUCAGACACUAGUCUACACUUAAAAUAAUGCCAAUAUAAUAAAAAAUGGCAACUCUAUUCCACUGAAACAAAAACUACCACCCAAUCUUUGAGCUCUGGGAACUUAAAUAUCUUUCUGUGAUUAGUGUUGAAGACCACGCCUGAUAAAAUUCAAUUCCACUCUCUUCUCACUUUAUUCCAGUUGCUGCCU
Seriola aureovittata is the source of this 4025-nucleotide messenger RNA. RefSeq names its product solute carrier family 24 member 5 (gene slc24a5). Gene Ontology annotation, biological process: intracellular calcium ion homeostasis; melanocyte differentiation; calcium ion transmembrane transport. The record is from RefSeq and is a predicted model, not a curated record. The coding region runs from base 1868 to 3154 and encodes 428 amino acids. The transcript is spliced from 9 exons. Lineage: Eukaryota; Metazoa; Chordata; Actinopteri; Carangiformes; Carangidae. Gene Ontology annotation, molecular function: calcium channel activity; calcium, potassium:sodium antiporter activity. Gene Ontology annotation, cellular component: membrane.